Messenger RNA from Nannizzia gypsea CBS 118893, 1965 nucleotides. Its product is annotated as DEAD box family helicase. The transcript is spliced from 2 exons. NCBI's taxonomy places the organism in Eukaryota, Fungi, Ascomycota, Eurotiomycetes, Onygenales, Arthrodermataceae. The record is from RefSeq and is a predicted model, not a curated record. Gene Ontology annotation, molecular function: DNA binding; ATP binding; hydrolase activity. The coding region runs from base 1 to 1965 and encodes 654 amino acids.
AUGCAGAAGGUAACUCGGUGCUCAAGAUGGACGGGCUUAGUGAAGUUAUACUGCCAAGGAUACUCUGCUCCGCGGGUUGGAGCUCGUCUCUUCUCUUCAACCGCGUCAAUUUGGACGUCCAACGGAGCUCCAAUACUGAACCUUGAAAUCCGUCUGAGGGACUAUCAGGAAGAAUGUAUACAAUCUGUCCUCUCUCAUUUGGACGUAGGUCACAAGAGAUUAGGGGUAUCUCUUGCUACAGGAAGUGGAAAGACUGUGAUUUUUACUCAGCUGAUUGGCCGGGUAAACCCUCCUAAUCCUAACAAAACCCAGUCCCUUAUCCUGGUUCAUCGGAAGGAGCUCGUUGAGCAAGCUGCAAAGCAUUGCACGCGUGCUUACCCCAACAAGACUAUAGAAAUCGAAAUGGCAAACAGCCACGCCACCGGGACGGCGGAUAUAACCAUUGCGUCCAUACGCAGCCUCCUUUCAAAGGGCCGAAUUGAGAAAUACAACCCAGAAAGAUUCAAGCUUGUGUUGGUUGAUGAGGCCCACCAUAUUGUUGCGCCUAGCUACCGUGAAGCUCUUGCCCAUUUCAACUUGAGUGAGGCCAAAGCAGACUCGCCAGCGUUAGUUGGUGUGUCCGCGACGUUUUCGCGAUUUGAUGGUCUGAAAUUAGGCACAGCCAUUGAUUAUAUCGUAUACCAUAAAGAUUAUGUUGAUAUGAUUGGGGAGAACUGGCUCUCGGAUGCACUUUUCACAACGGUGAAAUCUCACGUGGAUCUCUCACGCGUUAGUGAUGGUCCAAACGGGGAUUUUCAAACUCAUCAACUUUCCCUUGCUGUCAAUACAGAAACCGCGAAUGAGAUCACUGUUUCUUCAUGGCGCUCGAAAGCUGGUGAACGAAAAUCUACCCUCGUUUUUUGUGUUGAUAUCGCGCAUGUACGAGACCUAACUGCCAAGUUUCGAGAAUUUGGAGUUGAUGCCAGGUAUAUUACAGGCCAGACUCCGAAGGAUGUUCGAGCCAAAGAACUGGAAGCUUUUAGAAAUUACGAGUUUCCUGUUCUGGUUAACUGUGGACUCUUUACAGAAGGCACUGAUAUACCGAAUAUCGACUGUGUCUUACUUGCAAGACCCACAAGAUCGAAGAAUCUCCUGAUCCAAAUGAUAGGGAGAGGUCUUCGGCUGCAUCCAGAUAAAGCCAAUUGCCAUAUCAUUGAUAUGGUUGCGUCCUUGAAUUGUGGAGUACUAACCACGCCUACCCUUCUCGGAUUGCAUCCUGAUGAAGGUUUAAACGGAGUUUCGGCUAAAGAUGCCAAGGAGGAGAGAGAAAGCUCUGAAAACCCCAUAGCACAAGGGCAGGGAGCAAAAAAGAUUGAUUCGCCAGCAGAAGAGGAUAUUGUUGUUGGUUUCACUGACUACGAUUCUGUCCACGACCUAGUGCAGGAUGCCACUGGUGAAGACCGUAUCCGUGGCAUCAGCGAAAACGCAUGGGUUCAAGUUAGCCCGCAGCGCUAUAUUCUUAACGCCCCUGCUGGGAGAUUAACAAUCUCUAAAGAUGAUUCUGGACUGUUUUCAGUCCACCAUGUUAUCAGCUUGAGCCCAGCAGGCAAGUCGAAAAGUCCUUUCAGCCGCCCUCGCAAGGUGGUGUCCUCUGUUGAUUUUGUCCAGGCAGUUCACGCUGCAGAUACCCUUGCUUCCCGCAUAUUUGGAGGGCCACUUUACAUUGCUUCAUGGCAGCCAUGGAGAAAGAGGCGCGCAAGUCCUGGACAGAUAGGAUACCUGAGGAAACAGCUUGGGAAAGAAAUAUCCGAGAAAAUUACAAAGGGUGAAGCCGCUGACAUGAUCACCAAAAUCAAGCACGGUGCUAAAGGCCAGUUUAAAGACUUGCUAUUGUCGAAGCGACGCAGCAAACGUGAACUUGAAAAGGCUACAAAAUGGAAAGAAAUGGCUGCCAGUGAAGAAGUGAAGAUCGGGCCACUUGCCUGA